AUGAAAACCGUUGCCGAGGUUUUGAAGCCGUGUUCUGCUUCGUUCACCCCGGCACUUCUUCCCGCAGGAGCUGAUUGCUGGUCACACCCUAGCCUCCCGGGAUCUACCCUCUCCGUGUGUCCGCUCGCCUGCGACAUCGACGCGAGCAAAGUGGAUCCGUCCAAAGCAAUUCUCGCCAGCCGUCGUGCGGUGCCUGGCAGACAGGUUGCGAAACCCGGAUUUCGGUGA
Molecule: messenger RNA, 228 nt
Organism: Podospora pseudocomata
Lineage: Eukaryota; Fungi; Ascomycota; Sordariomycetes; Sordariales; Podosporaceae
Exons: 2
Coding region: 1-228 (75 amino acids)
Source: RefSeq, a predicted model, not a curated record